CCUGAAGAAGUCCGAAACGCCGCCUUCUCCACUGCUUGAUGCUGCCUGGCUUGUUGUGUUCUUCCAGCCUCCUGCCUGGCUACUUAUCAAGAGGUGAAGCAAGUUUGAAUGACUGAAUGGUCCAGUCCUACUCCUUGUUUAUAUGUUUGAGUCGAUAUGGUUAACAGGAUGAUUCUCAAAAAAACCAGCCUGGAAUCUUGGAACCAAUUGGGAAUUUUAUCAAAUGGUUUUGUUUAUCUUGGACAGCUACCUAGUUAAUAUUUAACUGGGAAGAGAAAACAGAACAGCAUUUUAUAAGCGAUGAACCUGGACUAAUCAAAUCAAAGUGCACUAUUUCAGAAGAGCAUUGGGUUGAAAAGUGUUAAGCAUGAAGCAGAUCUUCUCCCUGCUCUGGAUGGGAGCAUUCCUACAAUGGGGGACAACAAACCGGCCCUACAUUCAUCCUUUCCAUCUAUUUACCUGCAAUCAAACUGGGGUCCAGGAGAAAAUGGACCAAAACAAUAGCUUCCUUCUUGACCUGAGUGGGGUCGAUGUCACGAGUCCUGUGAAUGGGUCUGAACAGAGGUGGGAGAAUAAGGUACAAUGGAAUGUCAGCCGCAGCAAGAUUCUCUCCUUAAUGACUAUCCAGAAAGAUCUGGGCAACCUCUGGUUUCCCAGGCUGAGCCCACUGGAAGGGUCAGGGGUAGUGCUGAUGGCCCCCUUCCAUCUGUACGGGAGUCUGGCCGCUCUGUCUUUGGGGACUGGGGGGAUCACUGCUGAAAACUUCCGUGACCACCUGGGACUUGUGGACCACGGAUGCAUUGGUGAUCGGCAUUCCUGGGUCAUGCGUUGGCAAGGCAGGCUGCUCGAACACGACAUCUUAUCUCAACAAGGAGGCUUGCUGGACACUGGCACCUGGUUAGUUGUCAGGAAGGAUCUGCAACUCCGCCAAGCCUUCCUGUGGGAACUCCAGUGGUUCCACCCCAGCGUGCAUCUGAAAACAGCCAACACUAGCCAGCCCCACAUGGCUGAAGAGAUGAUCAACAGCCUCAUCCGCAACGCAACUGCUGGAAGGGUCAGCAGCCUGGUGAAUGGCCUGAGUCCGAGCACAAAUCUGGUGUGGGCCAGUUACAUUCACUUUAAAGGAAAGUGGAAGACUAGAUCGCAAUGUCAUGGAUCAGAAUUUCAAGAUUUCUUCGAUGUUGGAGAGGAUAAAGUCCAAGUCUCUAUGACAACUUGGUGUGGCAAGUUGGAGUAUAAGAUUGAUCCUACAUACACAAUGAUUAAGCUCCCAGUGACUGGAACAGCAGACAUCAUGCUUGUCCAGCCAGCCCAACCAGACACGUUGGAGAGUAUUGAAUCCUCCCUAGAAGUUAACAGGAUUGCACUUCAGUCUGGGAUUGUAAGGCUUGUCUUGCCACGGUUCAAAUGGAACAGUACAUAUGAUGUGAAGGAACUUUACCACAGGAUGCAACUGCCAAAUAUGUUGAGCGGUCAAGCUAAUUUCUCCAGAUUAAAUAAUGUCCAAAACCUAACACCAGACCAGAUAAUACAACAUGUUAUUUUUGAAGUGAUGGAAGAUGGAGAGAAGCCAACCCCUCCAGGACAUAUUCCAUUCAGUAAUACAACCAUCACAAUGGAGAUUCGGAUAGAUAAACCUUUCUUUUUCCAGGUCUAUAGUAGAACAUUGAAUAAUCUGUUGUUUCUUGGCAGAGUAAAGAAACUUCACUGAAAUCCAGAAUUUAAAAUAUUUUUAUGUAUGCUUACCAGUGACUUACCAGUUUUAAUUAAACUUUUCUAGGAAGGGCAGGAUUAGGAGAAAAUGGGAAUGGAGUAGACAUUCCUGUAGAAAGGAUAGAAGCAACAGCAGUGCAAAAUUGAGGAGCUAAGUGGCCUCCUUUUAGGAGUAUUUUUUACUAAUGUCAUUUUGAAUCAGAACAGAACAUAGCAAUCUAUAAAUAAUUGCCCCAUUUAGAAAAUAAUCAUGUCACAAAGAUAUUCUCAAAAUUGUAUACAUUGAUAAUGUCUUAAAAAUCUUAUCAGCAUGACUUCCUUGGAACCUUUACUAUUCUAACUGGAAUCGUUCUCAUGCAUAACAAAAGUUUUGAUGAAAACUGGUCAGAUGCAAUUGCACCCUCCCUCCAGCUGGCUGAUCUAAGGGAGCCUCAAGGACCCCAACCUCAUCCUAAAUCCAGUGGGAAAACACUAUUUCUGAUGCAGGAAGUAGCCCUGGUUGUGAAGAGUUAUAAAUUGAAUUGAUCUUCUUUCUCUAUCCACUUGAGGGAUUGUAACCCAGGUCAUAUCUUUUGAUGGGGACAAAGUGGAAAGUGAAGCUGAUGUACCCCAAACUAAUCCAGAACAACAGGGAAGGUUUAUUACCACCAACUUAGAGUUCAGCCCUUCAGGAGGUGAUGUCAAGGAGCAGUUCUUCACACAAAGAUGACGAAAAUUUGUUGAAAUUGGGAGGUGGUGUUAUUAAAUGGAAAUUUUUACAAAACACCUGUGAUAGAUUUUUGUUACACGUGAUAGAGAGUCAAGGUGAGGAUGUGGAGUUGAAACACAGAUCAAUUUCAAUCUAAAUUAGUCUUGGAAUGUGCUCAAGCAGCUGAAUAUAGUCUGCUGUGAUCUUAUUUUUAAAAUUUGUCCAUGGGAUAUGGGUACUGCUGGCUGGAGCAGCCUUUAUUGAUGAGAAGGUGCUGCUGAGCUGCCUUCUUGAACUGCUGCAGUCUGUUGGAUAUGGGGGAGGGAGUUCCAGGAUUUUGACCUUGCGAUAAGGAAGGAAUGGUGUGAUAGUCAAGAUGCCACAUGGUUGGAAAGGAACUUGUGGUGUUCUCAUGCAUCUGACACCCUUGUCCUUCUAGGUGUAGAAGUCCUGGGUUUGGAAUGUGUUGUCAAAAGAGCCUUGCAGGUGUACUGCAGUGUAGUUUAUAGAUAGUACAAAUCACUGCCACUGUGCAUUAGUGAUGAAGAGAGUGAAUGUUGAAGGUGGUGGAUGUGGUGCCAAUCAAAUGGGCUGCUUUGUUUUGGAUGGUUGUGGAGUCAUACAGCACGGAAACAGACCCUUUGGUCCAACCAGUCCAUGCUAAACAAAAUCCCAAACUAAAGUAGCAUUUUAAUCCAUUUUUGUACCAAGGCUGUAACGAAGGCAGGCUCUGCAUGUCCUUGCUGAAACCCAACUGAGAAUCAGUGAGCAGGUUAUUACUGAGCAAUUGUCGCUCAAAAGUGCUGAUGAUAGCACUUUUCAUCUUCUUGCUUAUGAUCAAGAGUAGACAGCUAGGGUAUUAAUUGAUUGGUCCUGGUCCUGGUUCAUAUCCCUCCAAAUCUUUCCUAUUCAUAUACUUACCCAACUGUACUUUGAAUGUUAUAUUUGUACCCACAUUCACCACUUCCUCAGGAAGCUCAUUCCAUACACGAACCACCCUCUGUAUAAAAAACUUUGCCCCUCGUCUUUUUUAAAUCUCCCUCUUCUCACUUUAAAAAUGUAUCCCCUAGUCUUGAAUACCCCCAUCCUAGGGCAAAGACAGCUACAAUUAACCAUCUAACCCCUUCAUUAUUUUAUAAACUUCUAAGCUUCUUGACUGUUGUUAGGGCUACACCAGGUCUGUCAAAUGGAAAGUAUCCCAUCACACUCCUUACUAGGGCCUAGUCAAUGAUAGCUAGACUUUGUAGGGUCAGGCCUUUGACGUGCACUUAUAUACGCAAUAUUUAUAUUGCUAUUGCAGUUCAGUUUCUGGUCGAUGGUACUCCAAGAAUGUCAAUAGUGGGGAAUUCAGUGAUGCGGAUGUUAUUGAAUGUCAAAGGUCACUGGUCAAAUUCUCUUUUGUUGGAAAUGAUCAUUGCCUGGCAUUUGAUUGGCAAAAAUGUUGCUUGCCACUUAUCACCCCAAGCCUGCAUAUUGUCUAGGUUUUCCUGAGUAUGAACACAAACUGCUUCAAUAUUUGAAGAGUUGCAAAUCGUGCUGAACAUUGUGCAAUUGUCAGUAAAAUUUCCCAACUCUAGCAGAGAAAGGGUCAUAGAUCAAGAGGCUGAAGAUAGCCGGAACUAGGACAUUACCCUGAGGAACUGCUGCAGAGAUGUCUGGGAGUUGAGAUGACUAAUCUCCAACAACAACCAUCUUCCUACGUGGCAGGUAUGCCUCCAAUCAGUAGAGAGUUUUGCCCCAAUUCCCAGUGACUUCAGUUUUGCUACCGUUCUUUGAUGCUGAUCAAAAGCUGCCUUGAUGUCAAAGACAGUCGCCCUCAGUUUACCUCUGGAGUUCAGCAUUUUAAUCCAUUUUUGGACCAAGGCUGUAACGAAGGCAGGCUCUGCGUGUCCUUGCUGAAACCCAACUGAGAAUCAGUGAGCAGGUUAUUACUGAGCAAUUGUCACUCAAAAGUGCUGAUGAUAGCACUUUUCAUCUUCUUGCUUAUGAUCAAGUGUAGACAGCUAGGGUAUUAAUUGAUUCAAUUAGAUAUGUCCAGAGAAUACUGCAGCCAGUGGUCUGAAUCAGUAUACAAUGAAGAGUACUAAUCCAGCACACCGUCUGAGUCAGCAUACCAUGCAGUAUACUAAGAAUGCAACAGUAUACCAUGUGACAUACUAACUCAGCAUGGUCUGCAACAGUAUACCAUGUAACAUACUAACUCAGCAUGGUCUGAAUCAAUGUAACAUGCUCCACUUUGUGCUCUCGUGAGUCACCUGUACUUGUGACAGAAGUGCCAUGGAUGAAGUAAAGUUAAUGUUAACUGCUAAUUCUUGUGGUCCAUCUCACAGGUAGGAUUAGCACUUUCUAGGAACGCUAGCUGCUCUUGGAUGAACAGUAUGUAAUCCCUCCAUACAUUCAGUGUUGGCAGAAUUGGUGCUAGUACACAUCAUUCCUCCGUGCCCCCCGCCCCAAUAAUGCGUUAGACCAUUUGAAAAAACAGAUUAAGAACAUAUCCAAGAGCAAAUAAUACCAAGUCUGUCCAGGUAUGUUCUGGACUAAACGUUGUGUUGCCUGUCACAUAAUUUUCUCAAAACGAAUUUGCUGAAAAAUAAACCUUCCACCUUCAAA
Molecule: messenger RNA, 5011 nt
Organism: Chiloscyllium plagiosum (whitespotted bambooshark)
Lineage: Eukaryota; Metazoa; Chordata; Chondrichthyes; Orectolobiformes; Hemiscylliidae
Source: RefSeq, a predicted model, not a curated record